CUCACCGUAGCCUGCCGUUAACAGAGAAUACAGGAAGUCACCCAUGGUGAGGCGAGAGAGAAAAUAGUAUUCCAUUUUAGGCAGACAAUGGCCUCCGGUGACGGAAUUCAGAUACCGAGCCGCCUGCCGCUGCUGCUGACCCAUGAAGGGGUGCUGCUCCCGGGCUCCACCGUCAGAUUCAGCGUGGACUCUCCGCGGAACAUGCAGCUGGUCAGCCAGCGGCUUCUGAAGGGAACUUCUCUGAAAAGCACUAUCAUAGGAGUGAUUCCCAACACCAGAGACCCAGAGCAAGACACCGACGACCUUCCCAGCUUGCAUAAAAUUGGUACAGCAGGUAUAGCAGUGCAGGUUGUGGGCAGCAACUGGCCAAAGCCCCACUACACCCUCCUCAUCACCGGACUGUGUCGCUUCAGUGUGACAAGUCUGCUGAAGGAGCGACCCUUUGUCCUGGCAGAGGUGGAGCAGCUGGAUAAACUGGAGCAGUACAUGACCCCAGCCUCAGAGGGGGUCACACCAGAAGAUGUAGAGCUGGGGAAGCUGUCCCACAAGUUCUACCAGGCGGCUAUACAGUUGUUAGGCAUGUUGGACAUGUCUGUUCCAGUGGUGGCUAAGUUCAGGCGACUGCUGGACAGUCUGCCCAGGGAAACUCUCCCUGAUGUGGUAGCCUCCAUGAUCCGCACCUCAAACAAGGAGAAACUCCAGGUCCUUGAUGCAUUAAGUUUGGAGGAGCGAUUCAAGAAGGCUCUGCCCAUGUUGACCAGACAGAUAGAGGGACUGAAGCUGCUGCAGAAAACCAGAAAAAAAAGUCCUGACAAUGAGAAGACGGUGUUAUCAGUUCGUAAAGGUGGAGUGUUCCCGGGCCGGCAAUUUAACCUGGAUGAGGAAGAUGAAGAUGAGGAUGGCGAUGACACUGCAGCCUUGGAAAGGAAGCUCCACAGAGCCAAAAUGCCUGAAGCUGCACUUAAAGUUUGCCUGAAGGAGCUCAAGAGAUUAAAAAAGAUGCCUCAGUCCAUGCCUGAGUUCGCCCUGACCAGAAACUACUUGGAUCUGAUGGUAGAGUUGCCAUGGAGCAAAAGCACUAAAGACUGCCUGGACAUCCGAGCCGCUCGCACUCUAUUGGACAACGACCACUAUGCCAUGGAUAAGCUGAAGAGACGUGUGCUGGAGUACCUGGCUGUGAGACAGCUGAAGACUUUACUGAAGGGACCCAUCCUCUGCUUCGUGGGGCCCCCAGGAGUAGGUAAGACCAGUGUGGGACGGUCCAUAGCGAGGACUCUGGGCAGAGAGUUUCACCGCAUCGCUUUGGGAGGCGUCUGUGACCAAUCGGACAUCCGAGGACACAGGCGCACGUACGUAGGGAGCAUGCCGGGCCGCAUCAUCAACGGUCUGAAGACGGUGGCCGUCAAUAACCCCGUGUUCCUCCUGGACGAGGUGGACAAACUGGGGAAGAGCCUGCAAGGAGACCCUGCAGCGGCCCUUUUAGAGGUCCUGGACCCGGAGCAGAACCACAGCUUCACUGACCAUUACCUCAACGUGGCCUUCGACCUGUCGCAAGUGCUCUUUAUUGCCACAGCAAACACCACAGCCACCAUCCCCCCCGCCCUGCUGGACAGGAUGGAGGUGCUGCAGGUACCAGGCUACACUCAGGAGGAGAAGGUGGAGAUAGCACACCGUCACCUGAUCCAAAACCAGCUGGAGCAGCAUGGGUUAACCCCUCAACAGCUGCAUAUACCACAGGACACCACACAGAAUAUCAUCAGCAGUUACACCCGGGAGGCGGGCGUGCGCUCCCUUGAGAGGAAGCUGGGGGCGAUCUGCCGGGCCGUGGCUGUGAAGAUCGCUGAAGGUCACACAGUCACAAAGACGGAGGCUCUGAGCCCGGAGAACCCAGCGCAGCGGGGGGACAUUGCCGCGCCGCCAGAGAUGCCCAUCAUGAUCGACCACGUGGCCCUAAAAGACAUCCUGGGGCCCCCUCUGUUUGAGAUGGAGGUGUCUGAGCGGCUCACCCUUCCCGGCGUGGCUGUCGGUCUGGCCUGGACGCCGCUGGGGGGGGAGAUCUUGUUUGUAGAGGCCAGUCGGAUGGAGGGGGAGGGCCAGCUCACUCUGACAGGUCAGCUGGGAGAUGUUAUGAAGGAAUCCGCACAUCUGGCUAUCAGCUGGCUCCGAGCCAACGCUAAGACCUACCAGCUCACCAACAUGGUGGGAGGGCCAGACCCUAUGGAAGGGACGGACAUCCACCUCCACUUCCCUGCUGGAGCCGUCACCAAGGAUGGCCCUUCUGCAGGUGUUACCAUAGUAACCUGCCUAGCCUCGCUGUUUAGCGGUCGAUUGGUCCGAUCAGAUGUCGCCAUGACGGGCGAGAUCACGCUGCGAGGGCUGGUGCUGCCUGUGGGGGGGAUCAAAGACAAAGUUUUGGCGGCACACAGAGCGGGAGUGAAGCGCGUCAUCCUCCCGAAACGCAACGAGAAGGACUUAGUGGAGCUACCAGCUAACGUCAGAGCCGACCUUGACUUUGUCAUCGCCGCCAACCUGGAUGAUGUUCUGAACGGCGCCUUCGACGGAGGCUUCCCGGGAACAGCCGGCACACACACACAGCCUCAGCUGAGCAGCAAACUGUAACACACUGAGGAACACACACACACACACACACACACACACACACACACACACACACACACCCACACACACCACACACACCAACACACACCCACACACACACACACACACACACACACACACACACACACACACACACAGUGAGAGUCUGAAGUGAGAGAAGCAUGUUGUAGUCCAACAGAGGAGUGCGUCAUCAUCCUCGACUUCUAGGAGUGUAGGGUUUUUCCCUGAUUUGUCAGUGUGCACAGCUGAUAUACUGAGAAGUCCGGUUGUUGGAGGAGUAUGAGGGAAAAAACAAGAGGAUUUAUUUUACAUUUUGAGAAAACUGCCAAACUUUCAAGAAUAAUGUCAACAUAACAGUGUAUGCGCUAACACUGGUACUUUGAUUUAUUCCCAGAAAAGUUCAAACUUAUUCUCCAAAUGGCUAAUACAACUAUUUCCUACAUGGUUUUGGACUUUAUUCUCCACAUUUGGAAUGUAUUCUCGAAAUGCAAAAUAGAUCAACAAUUUCCCUUGUUUUUUUCCCUUUUAUGCUUGGACCUAAUACUCCUUCGAACAAAGCAUGAUUUUCCUAUUGAAGAGAUAAUUUGAGGUAAUUGCUCCAAAUUCCCAUUCAAGCCCUGAAGGAGAAUUAAAUUGACUCUGAACUCUGUUAUGGGAAUUCUUAAUGGUGUCAUUGGCAGGGAGGAUUCUGGUAGCGUCACCGCUGUGUUGGGAUUCAGCCUCACUGCUGUGUUGGGAGCAUUAGUGGAAGGAAUGGGAACGUAUUGAAUUAGAACAUUGGCUAGCACCUAAACCACUUGCUGAUUUAGUUUGAUUGACACAGUGUGGGCUGAAAAGUAAAGGCAAAGCCACCUGCUGAGCUGGCGUGUAUGUGAUGAUGUGUUCUGUUUGUAUUUAAUCACACAUUGGGAACAAGUCUGAUUUCAGCUUCAGUGGGUAUUGAAAAUACAUAUUGUGAUGUAAGAGCACAUUUUAUAACAACUAACAGAAAAGGCUACAUUUAGUUUGAUCAUAUUAUGAAUACUCAGGCCUCAACAAUGCUUCUGGACAAAUAUGUUGAGAGAAUCCAAAAUGCCAUUUUUGUGGCAGAAUGAAUUGGACUCAGUAAAAGGAACUUGCAACACAAAUGUAGUGAGAGGUGGUGAGACUAGUUAUAACUGAAUACAUACGUGUCUAGCUAGAGGGCUGGGCAGCUCGGUUUAAAUGCGGUCGAUAAGUUUGUUUAGCAACUAGUGUCAGCUAAGUCAUCUCGUGAAGAAGUAAGAAAAAAAAGGGUUUUAUUUUUUAAAAAGAAGAAGGAAUAAAGUUGUAUGUCUCCUUUUGGCAUCUUUUUCAAUUAUUAUCUAAAGAUAUUUUAGAUGAAUGUAUUCAGUUAUAGUUCGUUUCAGCACUGUUUCAGUGCUCUGCUCUGGAACCACAAUACUGUACUUAAGGGGGCUGUCUGAAGAAUACAUAACAAAUCCCUGAGAUGAAUGUGAAAGAUGUAGAACACUAGUAAAGAUUUUUAAAUCAAUGCAACUCCAAUUUCUUAAUGAACAGAAUGCAGAAACAGUAUGUCCUAUUCAAUAACUACAAAUAAUGAGUUUAAUAAAGUUGCUUGACAUUUUGAAAAA
Messenger RNA from Gymnodraco acuticeps, 4232 nucleotides. RefSeq names its product lon peptidase 2, peroxisomal (gene lonp2). The transcript is spliced from 18 exons. Gene Ontology annotation, cellular component: peroxisomal matrix. Bases 88 to 2619 code for a protein of 843 amino acids. Gene Ontology annotation, molecular function: ATP-dependent peptidase activity; ATP binding; serine-type endopeptidase activity. The record is from RefSeq and is a predicted model, not a curated record. Gene Ontology annotation, biological process: protein targeting to peroxisome; protein processing; protein quality control for misfolded or incompletely synthesized proteins. Lineage: Eukaryota; Metazoa; Chordata; Actinopteri; Perciformes; Bathydraconidae.